ACCCCGCACCGCCAAUGGCCUGCUGCGCCGGCGCAGCAUGCUCCAGGCCCAGCCCUCCCUCGACGACUGUGCGCUGAGCGCAUGCGCCUUGAGAGGCCGGUUGGGGAGACAUGGAGAACUGUUUGGCGGCCGCGGCGCUGAACGGGGUAGACCGACGUUCCCUGCAACGCUCGGCUAGGCUGGGUCAAGAAGUGCUGGAGCGGGCCAAAAGGAGGGCGGUGGACUGGCAUUCGGUGGAGCUUCCCAAAGGCAGCGUGGGGGUCAUUUCCCGGGAGCGGCCCUACAGAGAAAGAGGGCUGGCAGCCGGCCCCCAUCGCCUUCUCCCAGGAGAGAGAGAAGAAAGACACCCAACCCUCAGUGCUUCCUUCAGAACAAUGGCUGAAUUCAUGGACUAUACCUCAAGUCAGUGUGGGAAAUAUUAUUCAUCUGUGCCAGAGGAAGGAGGGGCAACCCACGUCUAUCGUUAUCACAGAGGGAAGUCGAAGCUGCACUUGUGCUCGGACACUGGGAAUGGUCAGAGAAAAGACACCCCCCUUGGUGUCAGAGGCAUCCGUCAGACGUCAGAGUGUGCGCUAGAGGCAUCCCAGCCUGCUGAGAACAUCUCUAAGGACCUCUACAUAGAAGUAUAUCCAGGGACCUAUUCCAUCACUGUGGGUGUAAAUGACUUGACCAAGAAGACUUACAUGGUAGCAGUUGAUUCAGGACAAAGUGUGGACUUGGUCUUCCCCAUAUGAUGUUGACCAUCACAGACAUCGCCUUUUUCUUGUUUGUUUUUUAAGUAUCAAGAAGAAUAAAGCUACCAUUAUAUCCUCUUAAAGUUUACACAUUAAUCCUGCUUUUAAUGCUGACUGUAGAGGGUCAGCCUUCCUAGGAACUGGAGUUUGUCUCUUUCAGUGCCUAUUUUAACUUGAAAGUCCCUUCACCCUCUUCUGCCUGAAGUAAUAAUGUAAUGAUGCUGUCUGAAUAGUUUUUACUGCUUGCUUUCCAAGUAAAGGUUAAUUAUGAUAAUAAAGUGAGAAAUUUGGAAAUGAAGAGAA
This is a messenger RNA of Orcinus orca (killer whale), 1037 nucleotides long. RefSeq names its product A-kinase interacting protein 1 (gene AKIP1). The coding region runs from base 111 to 734 and encodes 207 amino acids. The record is from RefSeq and is a predicted model, not a curated record. The transcript is spliced from 6 exons. Lineage: Eukaryota; Metazoa; Chordata; Mammalia; Artiodactyla; Delphinidae. Gene Ontology annotation, cellular component: nucleoplasm. Gene Ontology annotation, biological process: regulation of non-canonical NF-kappaB signal transduction.